Messenger RNA from Lecanosticta acicola, 1998 nucleotides. NCBI's taxonomy places the organism in Eukaryota, Fungi, Ascomycota, Dothideomycetes, Mycosphaerellales, Mycosphaerellaceae. The record is from the annotation of a GenBank genome assembly.
AUGCAGUCGAGUCCGCCGACACGCGCCUUGGAGCGCCCAUCUUCACGCGCUGAGUCGGAAUAUUCGCUCGAUCUGGAUGCAUUGGACCUCGAGACUCAGUCGGAUAUUGAUAUCCCCAAGCAGAAAGUGGAUCGCAUCUUCUCGGAGGACAUUGAUGGACCCAGCGACUUUACUCAGAACAUGGAAAUGUGGAUGCGAGGGGGACCGGCCUCGAGGAAGAGUACACUUAAAGGAUUGAAGCAAUCCACCACUCCAAUUCAGGAAGUCCUCGAGAAGGAGAAACAAGCAGUCAAACAACAAGAACAUCUUCAAGUCCCGACUCAGCAUAUAGGCAGCCCUGAGCAUGAGCACACCGGAAGCCACCACACCCCAGACAACAGCCCGCCAAAUGUGCCGGCACAUCACCAAACGGAGACUAUCGAGGAGACAGAAGAUGAGGACUCUGUACAUGAUCACACGGGCUAUCAAGACGGCUUCAGCUCGGAAUGGCAGACAUACGGCUCAGCAUCCACGCCGGCUCCUCCUCCACACAAACAAUUUCUUCAGCCUACUGUGGAAGACUAUAACAGCGAGCUAUCGCCAGCACGUCAUGCUUUUAGUCUCAAAUCUCGCGGCCGUAGCCUGAGGUCGUCCGGACCGAGAGACAACAUCGCACCGCCCGAAAAAGAACCGUCUACUCCAGGACGUGCCUCCAGUCCGACAUUGUCUCCAGUCCGGUCUCCGCUCCUCGAACGUAGUAAGACGGGAGAUGACCGAUACGACAAGGAGAUGCGCAACGACAUGGAGGAGCAAAUGAUGCAACUGCAAGCGAAGUGGCAGCAGCUCGAGCACCUCAACCAGGCUCUCGAACACGCGCUCGAUGAAGAGAAGCGCCAGCGCAAGGAAGACCAGAUUUCGCAUGAAGCGCAAAUGGCGGAAGCGUCGCGCCGUGAAAAGGACCUAGCAGAUAUGAAGGAGGCGGCUUAUCAGCAUAGCGAUGACUUCAGACGGGAAUUUGGCGAGUUGAAGAAGAAGCUGCAAGAUCACGACAAGGACGCAGAGAACGCAAAGGCUGGCGAAAGUGACUCUGAGCGGGACUUUCAAGCUGAACUGCAGCGACUCAAGGACAGACUUGAACUCCAACAGAUGCAGCACACUCAAGAGACUCGAGGUUUGAAGCAAGAUUUAGAGUUGGCAAGCAAGAGUCGUGAAAUUGCAGAAGAGACCGCUCGUAUUCAUCGCGAAGAGCUGGAGGAGCAGCGGAGUCUUCACGAUGCGGAGGUGGGGCGCCUGAGAGCCGACUUGAAGCAUUCAAGAGCCGACGAAGCGACGAUCAUGGGACUGGAGAGGCGGCUCAACGAUUCUGAUACGGAAAUUAAGAGGCUGAAGGCGCUGAACGUUGAACAAGAGACGGAGUUAAUGAGCACUCGCUCGCAGCUUGCCAGCGCGAAGCAAUCUCGUGAGGAUGAGACGUCACGCCUUUCUUCUGCUCGUGGUCGAGCCGUCGAGCUGGCUUCUAACCUUCAACGUCAACUUCAAGAACUUCGACAACAGCUGAAAGACGAGCAAGCGUCGCAUGAAACCGAUCUGGAGCGGCUUCGAUCACAGCAGGAACAGUCUUCACAGACAUCGGUCCGAGAGUUGGAGAUCGUGCGUGGAGAACUAGAGACCAAGCAAACCGAGCUCAAUGAAGCCAUCCUCGAACGGGACGAAGCGAAGGAUGCGUUCGAAUUUCGACAGUCGGAAGAAGAGAGCCUUCGCAAUGAGGUUGCUGAUAUGAAGGCCGUCAACGCAGAGCUCGACGCUAGAAUCACUGAGAAAUUGCAGAGACGGGAGACCUAUUGGCGUGAGAAGCUCGAGGAGGCAGAUCGGGAGCGUCAGCUCAUGGCGAAGGCAUUACUGCAUCACUGGGGGCGAGAGGAAGUUGGCAUCGACAGCCCGCAAAUGUACGCCUACAAGUACUUGAGGCGGGCCGAUUCCGGGAAGACUCCAACCAAGACGAAAGCUGCGGCACAAUGA